AAUGACAUAAUAUAAACUUUCAUCGUCAAAUCUAUUUAGUGUGACUGUCUCUGGUGCUUUAUGUCCUUUUGCUAUGUCUGGCUAUGCUUGUUUUUCUUUCUAUCUGCGGUACUCAGGUCUCUCUAGAGAUCUUGAUCCCAAUGAUAUGACCUGAUUAAAUAAAGGUUGUGGCCUAUACGAGGGAAUACCUUGUGGAGGAACGGCAUUCAUUGGAGCACUGAAGCUAUUCUGGAGGCUCGUGGUGGCCUAAAUCCAUAGUAAGACACUUCAUGUUGGUUUUUUCAUUCUUUCAUUUGUCACCCAUCUGUAUAUAUACACAGUAUAUUGUAGCAGUAUAGUAUUUUCAAUUUGCGCAAAGCCUGAGCACUAUUCCUUCACUCAUCCCCACUUCUCGCGAGAGUUUGAGAUUACGUUUGCGGAAGUUUACAUUCCGUUUGGAAAAACGUGUUGCUCUUGGCAGCCGUGAGAACAGCCGGUUGCGGGGUCUCUUUAGCUCACUUUUCCCUGGCAGUGUAGUAGCUCCCUACAAUGUAUUCCGUUUUAAUUAACGCGGUCUUGUCCAGCUCGCCUGAUUAUGACCUUUUGUUUGAGUCUCUGUCCUGGCCGAGUGACUCAUGGCCGGGGACGGAGCGGGUGGAGGCGCUGACAGCUUUCAUUGAAGGACUCGGACCACUUUUGGCCGACUCGGACACGGCUCCGUUUUCAGCUACGAAAAGACGAUCUAUUAAAGAUAAAAUCGACUGGGUGAUUUGGACCCAGUGUCUGCCUUUCCUCUCCAGAAUAUCAGCCGAAGCCGGUGAAGACAUGCGGUGCAGGGAGAGUACCGCUGCUGCCUGCAGACUUGUGAGUGUCUGUGUCCCUCUAUGUGACGAGGCUGUACCGGGGCGGGUAGCUCUGUCUGUCCUGCCGUCGCUCCAGCUUCCGGAGGAGGAGGUGUUCGGUCCGGGACGACUCAGUGUGGAGGUUGCCAGUGAAGUCAUGGCUGCUCUUAUCCCUUCUCUGUCAGCGGAUGAACAGCUCACACUCACCACCCUGUCAUGUGCCUUGUCCUGCAUCAAAACACUCCCUGAUGCAUUGGUGUCCAAAAUCACAGUCAGGCUUGUCUUAACUCUGCUGAACAGCUGCAGCGGUACGAAGUUAAGAAGCAUCCUCAAGUUGAUCCUGGAUGAUCUGUGUAGCUGGCACUCCACUGACCGCACACCUGUGGUUACAGAGCGGGCACUGCUGUGUUUAACCGCCCUGUCAGACCACCUGCUGAAACCUCACAGUCUCCCCUCCAACUCCCCCCCCCCCUCCUCCUCGUCUUCCUCCUCCUCCUCCUGUCAGCCCGACCCUCGUUUGUCCCUCCAGUUCUGGAGGAUGGUUCAGGAUGGACUGACGCACAAGGACAGCGUGUCACGUAAGAGGGCGUUGUACCUGCUGAAAAAGUGCGUGGCCCUGUCAGAGGAGGAAGGGGUGCACUGUCCUCUCUCUCCAUCAGGGGAAGAUGAGCUGUUGUUCAAAUGGGCCCCUAACCGGAGCAAGCUGCUUAGAGAGUUCUGGGAGGAUUACGCGCUGGUGAUGGAGACCCUGGAAGAAAACCAGAUUCAUGUCGUCCGGCCAGUUCUAAACAGAAUAGACACGUUGAUCCAAACAACAGUGAAUGAUAGUCAAGCUUCAGGUCAAGGCCUCUUCCACCCCACCUGGCUGCUAUGUGUGUACCAGCGGAUGUUCCACAGUGAGAAUAAAUCCUUAAUGAGAGAGGGAGUGUGUCAUCUGCUCGAGCUGCAGGUCCUCCAGCAGCCAGCCUUUGCUUUGGCCUUUUCUCAGUUCGUCGUUGGCCCUUUUAUGGAUGUUCUGUCUGAAACUUCGCUCUUCCACAGAUCAGUUGGGCAGAGUGUAGGAGAUUGUCCUGAGCUUGGGGCUAAACUCCAAGUCUUCAUGGCCACCUUCUUCAGUAGCCUGCCGUCAGAGCAUAGAGGCUGUAUGUUGCUGCACAUGAUUCAGCAGCUGUGCUCUAAGCACUGGUGUGCGGUGCCCCUCCUCUUCCUCUCCCAGGCUCUAUCCAAACUUCCCCCAGGUCCAAUGCUGGGGAUCGACGGGCUCACUGCACUUAGGGAGGUGCUGCGCUGCACCAUGAUCACUCAUCAAGUCCUGCUGAGAGGUGCUGCUCAGUGCUUCCUGUUGAAUAGCGCCUUCCGUCUCACUGAAGUGAGCGCAGUGACCCUAGAUGAUGUUUUUAGUUUCCUGAUGGAUUUUCGUGCAGAAGAGUCACUGUGUAGAGGGACUCAGAUCUGGAAUCAGUCGUGUGCCUGGCUAUUGGACAAUGAAGGCAGUUUCAAGCCCAGGAUUAUGGAUGGAGAUUGUGCUGGUGCUGCCACAAGGAGAGAGACUGUAAGAGGCUAUGUUCAAAGCCAGAUACACACCUAUCUCCGAGUCCCAGUUAGCACAGGUCACACUGAGAGGUUACCGGACCCCAGAGAGGCUGAUAAGUUGGCCAGGGCCAUUCUGCUGUGUGUGGACAUGGAGAGGAAUCAACUCGGAGCAGAGAUCUGUAACACUCUGGAGUCAUUACUGUCUCCGCUGCUGGACACCCUGAGCAGAGUCAGCACCAAUAUCUACUUGCCUCUGCGUAAGAGUGACAAGAGCCUGCAGCUUGUGCUCCGACUGUUCCAGCUUGGAGGAAUACCAAGAUGUCAGCAUUUUGGAGAGGAGCGAGUGGAUAACGUGAUGGUGGCCAUGGAGAAGCUAAUUUUUAAAGUUGUCGAUCCAAUCCAGGAGUUUAUCUUGAGGCAGCUGUUUGGGGAGCUGCAGGAGCUGUGUGAUGUGGAGCGGGCAGAGCUGUAUCUGUGUGUCCUGAGGCAGCUGGUGGUCAUGUACAGCUCUACACCACAGUGCCACAAUAAAAUUCAGCAGACCUAUUUCCCUAAACUCAUCAAGUACAGCCUCAAGGUCCUCCAAGAACGAAGCCAGCAGAUCCACUCUGUGGCGAACCAGGUGGCUAGAGCGGUUGCUAUGGCAUCCCUAGCUACGGUAUGUGGUCUUAUGGAGCAGGAGGUGACUGGCAUGCAAUCAGAGACCAUUUCUGUACUGAAAUCACUGAAUGACUACUUCUACAAUUCAGUGUCAUCUUCCUCCCAAAGUCUGUUCUCUCUGGGAAACUUCAAUAAACGCCUGCAAAAACCACAGACAGGAGACGGUUCAAGUGAUUUGCAGGGUCCUCUGCUGCAGGACUGGGGACGCAUUGCUGCCAAUUUUAUGCGGGACCAGUGGAUUUGUCUGAGCUUCCUGAUUAGGGCUGUCGGGAUUCCCGAGUCUGUAGAGAUUUCCAGAGCGUCCAACGCUCUCAAGGCUGCUCUGAGCUGCAGUGUGGAGGCCCUGGCUCUGCUGCCUAGUGACCUGGUGCUGCCUGUGCUCACCUUUAUGGAGACAGUGCUGCCACAAUUACUACUUUAUGAGGAGGCCCUCUGUGUGGAGGCUGUGACUCUGAGCUGGCAGCUGGUGCAGGGGCUGAGCAACAACGCUCAUGACUUCUGGCCGGCCCUGAAAGGCUUCAUCUCCGUGGCCUUCCACCAUAAACUGCUCGAACUGACAGACACUCAUGCUCCGACACUGAUGGCCACCUUGAAACAGAUUGCCAUUGAGCUGAUGGAGCUGUCUCAGUCAAAGAGUGGAGUGUUCGGCGUGCUGCUUCAACACUGCUGUCAGACGUGGCUGCCCACAGGCCGAGGCAGCAAUGACACGGCUGACAUUGUGUUUUCUAGUGUUUUCAGCCACAUCAAUAUACUCACUGAGGCUUGUGUCUAUGGACCAGUGUUCAGAAGAGAUCAACGGCUCAUCCAGGAUGUCCAAACAUAUGUGGAGCAACUCGGUGAAGAGUGUGCUGCCAAUGUCGCAAUUACAAGUGAUAACAGGGACGAUCAGUUGCCCCGCACAUGUGUACUGGCUUUCCUCAGUCGCCUGGAUUCCUCUAAUCUGCAGCAUGAAAGACUGAUAGAGGAACUAGUUAUGGAUUUGGUGAAAAGGGAUAAUGAAAUAUCAAAGUCAAAAGUGCGUUACUAUAGCAACUCCCUGCAACAUCGUGUCAAAAACAGAGUAUGGCAAACACUUCUGCUUUUGUUGCCCAAACUCAGAGAGGAGUUUGUUGCCACUUUGCUGAACAGUGUGUUUGAAGCUGGCUUCUGCAGUAACCAGGCCUCAGUCAAAUACCUGAUCGAGUGGAUGAUGAUUCUGAUCCUCGUCCACUAUCCACAACACAUAGACAGCUUUUGGGCCUGCUUCAACAUGGAUCAUGAAAAGACAAAGACAAGCAGUUGCACCUUCCUGUCAGUCCUGGUACAUUUCGAUGUCAUCAUUCCUAAUCUUAAGAAUAAGGCUGUGCAGUUGCGUAAAGCGCUGGACAUUAUCCUGCAGUGGUGUUUCAACCAUAACUUCAGCGUGCGCCUGUAUGCGUUACUGGCCCUGAAGAGGGUGUGGAACUUGGCUGAAGUCCAGGCGGAGGAAGGGGCCGAUGGUUUAGGAGGGCUGUCCACUGUGAUCAAGGCCUGUCUGAACCAGGCUGAGGCCAUGCAGAGCACUGGAAAUGCCAACAAGAACUGGAUGAGGAUUCAGGAGCACUUCUUCUUUGGUGCCUUUGAUCCUAUCAGGGAUUACAGUGUUGAGACCAUAUUCUAUACUUUUCCCAGUCUGUCAGAGUUGGCCGAUGAUGAGUGGAUUCCACCCUGGAAGUUUGAGAAACUGUCAUGUUUUUCUGAAAGUCCAUCUUUUCCUUUGAGAAAUCCUGCUCCUGACCUGAGCCAGCUCCAGCCUGGAGACUGGAUCCAGCAAGACAAAAGUGAGCAGAGUAAGGAGGACCGCUGGGCCGAGGUGCAGAAGAAGAUCACUCCCUGGAGGCUGGGGAUCCAGGAGCAGGAGCCUGAACUUCAGCUGGUUCCACAACAGAGGGCUGCUCGACUGGGCAAACUGCAUGGCGCCCUGCUGGUGGUAGCCUCACUUAUUGACAAGCCCACCAAUUUAGGAGGUCUGUGCAGGACCUGUGAGAUCUUUGGUGCCAGCGCUCUGGUUCUGGAUAGCCUCCGCCAUGUCAGCGACAAACACUUUCAGUCCCUGAGCGUCUCGUCUGAGCUGUGGCUUCCUCUGUUAGAGGUGAAGCCAAUGGAGCUCAUUGACUUCCUGCAGGUAAAGAAGAGUGAAGGGUACUGUAUUGUUGGAGUGGAGCAGACAGCCAACAGUCAGAGCCUCCAGGACUACCAGUUCCCUGAGAAGACCCUGCUCCUUCUGGGCAAUGAACGAGAAGGUAUUCCUGCCAAUUUACUCCAGAUGUUUGACGUGUGUGUGGAGAUCCCUCAACAAGGGGUCAUCCGUUCACUCAACGUGCAUGUGAGCGCUGCCCUGCUGAUUUGGGAAUAUACACGGCAACAUCUCACCUCUGGCUCAGCUGAAGUCAACUCAAAACGCAGCUGAAGAAGAAAGCAGCAGUGCAGUCCCAUGGACAUGACAUCUGGUGUCCAGAUGUUGACCUUACUUGCUCCUCUCUGGUAGCAGGUGUGUAAAGUGUUGCGGGACAGCUACUGUACAUGAAGCUGCUAGGAAUUUCAUGUUCUGUCUUUAUAGGACGCUAUCCUUUCAGGUUUUAAUGUACUCAGCAGUCAUCAGUACUGUUCUUGUGCCUUUUAAUGAGAGUCAUAAAUAGAGAUUGGUUCUGGUUAUUACAUCUAAAUAUUCCACUGGGCAUGCUGUUAUAUUAAUGGAGGCAAUCUCUGUGUCGGCAGAGCAGAAGCAUAAAUGGAAUUUUUCCCCUUUGAGGAGGAAGUAUCUUGUUUAUGUGAGCAAUUAGUUUUUGCCUUUUGCCAAUUAGUUUUUGCCUAGUCCAGGACUGGACUAUAAUGUCCAUACCCAUGAAACUGUUAUACAUGCUAUAUAAAUGCUGCUUUUGUUGAUAGGCAUAAUUUAAUGUGUUCCCAAUUUUUUUAUUGCAUAAAUGUUUUUUGAAACUGUUGAAUAAAUAAAACUUUGACAUUAGUAUCCA
Siniperca chuatsi (mandarin fish) is the source of this 6007-nucleotide messenger RNA. It is a transcript of the gene tarbp1, whose product is annotated as TAR (HIV-1) RNA binding protein 1. The transcript has 29 exons. Gene Ontology annotation, biological process: tRNA methylation. Gene Ontology annotation, molecular function: tRNA (guanine) methyltransferase activity; RNA binding. Bases 529 to 5442 code for a protein of 1637 amino acids. The record is from RefSeq and is a predicted model, not a curated record. NCBI's taxonomy places the organism in Eukaryota, Metazoa, Chordata, Actinopteri, Centrarchiformes, Sinipercidae.